AUGUCAGAUAACGAGAAAGAACCCGUCAAGGAUCAAUUUGACGAUGAAGAGGUUGACUUUUCUAAAUUGAAAAAGAAGAAGAAGUCAAAGAAGAAGGUCGAUUUCGAGGCAGAUGUCGAAACUGCUGAAGCACCUGCUCAAGAAGAAGAACAAGCACCUGUUGAUGCUGAGCAAAAUGAACAAGCUGAAGAGGAUCCUGAGGCCAUGUUUGCUGACUUGAAAAAGAAAAAGAAGAAGAAGUCCAAGCCUAUUGAAGAGGAUGCUCCCGAAGGCGAAGCUUCUCCUGCUGCCAAUGACGAAGAUUUGGACUUUGGAGGUUUGAAGAAAAAGAAGAAGAAGAAGAAGUCCAUGGCUCAAUUCGAAGCUGAUUUGGCCGAUGAGAAUGCUGAUGAAGACGAUGCCACUGAAGAAAAGGCCAACGGAAAGGCAGAUGGUGAAGAGGCAUGGUUAAAGAGUGACAGAGAUUACUCUUAUGACGAACUUCUCGACCGUGUGUUCAACAUUUUGAAGCAAAACAACCCCGAAUUAGCUGGUGAAAAGAAGAAAUACACCAUUGUUCCUCCUUCCAUCCAUCGUGAAGGUAACAAAAAGACCAUUUUCGCCAAUGUCACCGAGAUUAGUAAGCGUCUUCAUCGUCCCGCUGAGCAUGUCAUUCAGUUCUUAUUUGCUGAAUUGGGUACAACUGGUUCCAUUGAUGGUGGCCAGCGUUUGAUCAUCAAGGGUCGUUUCCAACAAAAGCAAAUUGAGAACGUUUUGCGUCGCUAUAUUGUCGAAUAUGUCACCUGUAAGACUUGUAAAUCACCCAACACGAUUAUGACCAAGGACAACAGAUUGUACUUUGUUACUUGUGAACACUGUGGUUCCACUCGUUCUGUAUCUGCCAUCAAGACUGGUUUCAAGGCACAAACUAAAGAAGAUAGACGUGCGCUCAGAGCUUAA
This is a messenger RNA of Mucor velutinosus, 939 nucleotides long. RefSeq names its product Transcription and mRNA export factor eny2 (gene ENY2). The record is from RefSeq and is a predicted model, not a curated record. NCBI's taxonomy places the organism in Eukaryota, Fungi, Mucoromycota, Mucoromycetes, Mucorales, Mucoraceae. The transcript is spliced from 5 exons. Gene Ontology annotation, cellular component: eukaryotic translation initiation factor 2 complex. The coding region runs from base 1 to 939 and encodes 312 amino acids. Gene Ontology annotation, molecular function: translation initiation factor activity; translation initiation factor binding; mRNA binding. Gene Ontology annotation, biological process: formation of translation preinitiation complex; formation of cytoplasmic translation initiation complex; translational initiation.